Molecule: messenger RNA, 486 nt
Organism: Marasmius oreades (fairy-ring Marasmius)
Lineage: Eukaryota; Fungi; Basidiomycota; Agaricomycetes; Agaricales; Marasmiaceae
Exons: 3
Coding region: 1-486 (161 amino acids)
Source: RefSeq, a predicted model, not a curated record
AUGUCGCGGCAGACGUACCUUGAACGAGGGCAGUCGCCGUUGCAUUCAUCCAAUUACACAACUCCGGCACCCGGACAUCGUCCAGAGCUUGAUAGUAGAUACGGCGGGGGUAUAAAUACCAGGCGGCUUUGUGAUGAGUCGUCCAACAACACUCGCCUCUCAGACAUGCCUUUGGUAACAUUCCAAAACACCAUGGUCACACCCCAACUCAUGGCCCCAAAUUAUCCGGCCCUCCAAGUAAACCAAUUCGGUGUUGGCGCUCCCAUAAACCUUCCAAAUGGCGUGCCAACCCCGGUAGUAAACGUGAUUUGCUCUGACAUCCACGUCCGACAAGCUGGUGGAGGUUGGUUGGGUCCGUACAAUGCAGCCGCGGAUUUCAAUGCGGGAGCGGCGGGAACCUUUCUAGGUCCGCGUCAAAACGCUCCAGGAGGACCAGUUUACUACACAUACGUACGCGCAGACGGCGCGACAGUGGACUUCCGAUAG